Messenger RNA from Telopea speciosissima, 1594 nucleotides. RefSeq names its product IAA-amino acid hydrolase ILR1-like 4. Gene Ontology annotation, biological process: auxin metabolic process. The record is from RefSeq and is a predicted model, not a curated record. The transcript is spliced from 5 exons. NCBI's taxonomy places the organism in Eukaryota, Viridiplantae, Streptophyta, Magnoliopsida, Proteales, Proteaceae. Gene Ontology annotation, cellular component: endoplasmic reticulum. Bases 58 to 1398 code for a protein of 446 amino acids. Gene Ontology annotation, molecular function: IAA-Ala conjugate hydrolase activity.
CCGGUCUACUUCCAAGCUAAGUUGCAAAGUAGCAGAGAGGGAGAGGAAGAGAGAACCAUGGUUUUCUGCAAAUGGGUUUCUCUGAUUUUCUUCCUUCAAUUGUUUGGGACGAUACCCACUUUGUCAAAUUGUUCCUUGACGAACAAAGAACUGGCCGAUAUCCCUGUGAAUUUUCUCAACCAUGCCAAAACACCAGAGCUUGUGGAUUGGAUGGUAGGUAUUAGGAGGAAAAUACACGAGAACCCAGAACUUGGGUAUGAGGAAUUUGAGACCAGUAGGCUUAUCAGAGAUGAGCUUGAUAAGAUGGGCAUCCCUUACAAAUACCCAGUUGCAGUUACUGGCAUCAUCGGCCAUAUCGGGACUGGUAAACCACCGUUCGUUGCGAUAAGAGCAGAUAUGGAUGCUCUUGCUAUGCAGGAAAGUGUGGAAUGGGAGCACAAGAGUAAAAUCCCUGGGAAGAUGCACGCAUGUGGGCAUGAUGCCCAUGUUGCCAUGCUUUUAGGAGCGGCUAAAAUCCUUCAAGAAUAUCGCGAUAAUUUGCAGGGAACUGUUCUUCUUCUUUUCCAACCAGCAGAGGAAGGUGGUGGGGGAGCGCAGAAAAUGAUCGAGGCUGGAGCACUGGAGAAUGUUGAUGUUAUCUUUGGGCUCCAUGUUGCCACUGAUGUACCCAUUGGUUCAGUGGCUUCCAGGCCUGGCCCUACCAUGGCUGGAAGUGGCUUCUUUGAGGCAGUAAUAAGUGGAAAAGGGGGUCAUGCAGCCAUCCCUCAGCAUACAAUAGAUCCAAUUUUGGCAGCCUCCAACGUGAUUGUUAGCUUGCAGCAUCUUGUGUCACGUGAAGCUGAUCCUCUGGAUUCACAAGUAGUUACAGUUGCAAAGUUCCAAGGAGGUGGCGCAUUUAAUGUUAUUCCAGAUGCUGUAACAAUUGGUGGCACCUUCCGAGCAUUUUCAAAAGAAAGCUUUAUGCAACUCAAACAGAGAAUUGAGGAGGUUAUCACAGCACAAGCUGCGGUGCAGAGGUGUAGUGCAAGUGUUGAUUUCCUUUCAGACAAGAAACCCUUUUUUCCUGCAACGGUAAACAGCGAAGAACUGCAUGAGUACUAUCUGAAGGUCGCGGGGGAUAUGCUUGGUGUGCAAAACCUUAAAGUCAUGCCCCCAUUGAUGGGAUCAGAGGACUUUGCAUUUUUCUCAGAGGUCAUACCUGCGUACUACUUCUUCCUUGGGAUGAAGAACGAGACACGUGGACCUCUUGCAUCUGGUCACUCCCCUUAUUUCACAAUUAAUGAGGAUGCACUUCCUUAUGGUGCAGCACUACAUGCAUCUUUGGCUACAAGGUAUCUUAUUGAGUUCCAAUCCAAGUCUCAGUUAGCAGCAGAGGGGAAGGUCCAUGAUGAAUUGUGAGGCAAUUCUUGUAUUAUCAAUGGGUGCAGGUGCAAUUACAUCUCAUGUUCCUGACUUUUGGUGCCACGAAUCUGCAGCAGUUAAAACAUUUUUCAUGUUUCAGUAAUUAAAACUGAUCUGUGUGUAAAUCAGUGACAGGGGUGUGAUAAUGAUACAGAUUACAGAUCCAUCUGAAAUAUUUAUAGUUUGGAGAUAA